This is a messenger RNA of Plasmopara halstedii, 207 nucleotides long. RefSeq lists its product as uncharacterized. NCBI's taxonomy places the organism in Eukaryota, Oomycota, Peronosporomycetes, Peronosporales, Peronosporaceae. The record is from RefSeq and is a predicted model, not a curated record. The transcript has 2 exons. The coding region runs from base 1 to 207 and encodes 68 amino acids.
AUGACUAACGUAGCCGAACAAGGUUUUCGCGAGAACCUCGGUUUUCCUGGUAGUUCUUCAGGCUACGAGCUUCAUGAAGCUCGGAAGGGGGGCUCUUUUCUCAUUGAGCUUGCAUUAAGCUCUCGGCGCGUUGGAUGUUGUAGACGAAAUAGGUGUAUCCCUCAUUGUGGUGUUCGUACAUCUUAUACUGGUGCCCCUAGACCUUAG